Monascus purpureus is the source of this 336-nucleotide messenger RNA. The record is from the annotation of a GenBank genome assembly. Lineage: Eukaryota; Fungi; Ascomycota; Eurotiomycetes; Eurotiales; Aspergillaceae.
AUGUACACCUACACUCCUACAAUGCGCUUUCUCGUCCUCUCUCCCACCAGCUACAGCGCUGCACCCGAGGAGACCACACCGGCCUCCAAGUUCCUCAACCUCUCUCCCACCCACCAUGGCCCAGAGCCUCUCUUCGAUGACGCGGAAGCAUCCAGCCAGUCCAUCACCUACACUCCGACCCACGCGUUUCUCACUCUAUCUCCCAUCCACUCUGGCCGCCCGCGUUCGGUGCGCUCGCGCUCCGACAGUGUUUCCUCUACUUCCAGUGUUUCCUCUCGUUCGAGUGGAAUCUCCAUUACCCCGGCUGGGGCGCGUUUCCUUUACCUGGGAUACUAA